Messenger RNA from Rhipicephalus sanguineus (brown dog tick), 1694 nucleotides. Its product is annotated as cytochrome P450 2C30. The record is from RefSeq and is a predicted model, not a curated record. The transcript has 9 exons. Lineage: Eukaryota; Metazoa; Arthropoda; Arachnida; Ixodida; Ixodidae. Gene Ontology annotation, molecular function: heme binding; iron ion binding; oxidoreductase activity, acting on paired donors, with incorporation or reduction of molecular oxygen. Bases 110 to 1651 code for a protein of 513 amino acids.
GAGGAUUGUUGAUAGCGCCUGUUAUCUCCUCAGUUCAGCCUGCCGCUUGUAGUCUGCCUCGGGACCCCUUCAAAACGCAUAAGCCGUGUCACUUGGCCAAACACGCGCUAUGGACGCAACCCUGGCUCUCACACACCUCUUCGAGGUGGCAUCGGUGAACUGGUUGUACCUAUUUAUACCCAUAUUGCUUUCGUUGUUUGUAUUUGGAGUGAUCUCGUCAAACGUAAACAAGCCCAGAAUUCCCAAGGGAAAAAGACUGCCCCCGGGGCCUCGAGGUUUUCCAUUGGUCGGUCACUUGCCGUAUGGACCAAGAAAUUUUGACUACAAAAGAUGUCUGGAAAUUGCGAAACAACACGGUCCAGUGUUCAGGUUGAAAAUAGGCGUAAAAGAUAUAGUUUUUUUGAACGACUUCGACUCAAUAAAAGAUGUGCUGACCAGAAAAGAUGUUUUGAACCGGACCGACAACUUCCUUCUUGACCGAACCGGGGUGAAGGGUGUUCUGACGCUAAACGGCGAAGCGUGGCAAGAUAAUCGCAGAUUCUGCCUUCACGUACUUCGUGACCUUGGAUUUGGGAGAAAAUCAAUGGAAGAGCACAUAAAGGAUGAAGUUCAGUACCUUGCUGGCAAAUUGCUGGAGCUAGACGGCUCACCAGUGGACAUCCGCAAAUACCUAGUCCCGAGCAUGUCGAACAACAUUACAUCACUGGUGUUUGGCCAACGUUACCCAUUCGAAGACCACAGACGCAAGUUCUUGGACGAGCGGCUAGCGAGGGUCGUGAGGAUCAUUGGAUCCGGAGGCCUUUUCACUUUUCUUCCGUCCUGGGCGUUUCUAUUUUUUUCAAUGCUUCCAUUCACUAACGUGGGCAAGAUCACAGGACUGCUUCAAGAAAUGUUCGAGUAUGUCUCUGAGGAAGUUAAGCAGCACAAAAGUACGCUUGACGAAAGCAGCAAUCGAGAUUUUAUCGACGGAUACAUAAAGAGGAUGGAAGAGAACAAAAACAACCCCCACUCAAACUUUAAAAUGGGAAACCUUCUGGGAAAUGUCCUGAACUUUUUCGGGGCUGGAUCCAACACAGUUCAACUAUCGAUACAAUGGCACCUCCUGAACUGCGCCGACAAGGUGGACACGGUGCAGCGCAACAUCCAGAAUGAGGUGGACAGCGUGGUCGGGCGCGAGCGACCGCCUUGUUGGGAGGAUCACAACAAGAUGCACUACACUAUGGCCACCAUUUGGGAAAUGUACCGAUGGCGCACUGUCGCACCACUCAGCCUCCCGAGAGAAGCUGCCGAAGACGUGGAGUACAAGGAUUACUUCAUUCCUAAGGGAACUGUAAUACUUCCAAAUCUUUCGGCUGUUCACUUCGAUCCCACGUUUUGGGAAAGCCCAGAGGUGUUCGACCCACACCGCUUCUUGAAGAAAGACGGCUCCGGCCUGAUUUCCAAGCCAGACCAGCUCGUUCCUUUCUCAAUCGGUAGAAGAAUGUGCCCCGGCGAGACCCUGGCUACUGUGGAGAUCUUCUUAUACCUAACAACGCUCCUUCAAAGGUUCACCGUGAUGCCUCUGGAGGGAAAAAGAGUGGAUUUGGAACCAGCUGCGGUUGUUUUAAGCGUACCCGCCCCUCAACAGCUUAAGUUUGUGCGUCGUGAGUAAUGCAACCGACACUUCAAAACACGACAUUGCGGCUUCCUGUAAA